CUCCUCACUUCUUCAAACCUCAGUCCUCACAGCUGCUCACGCCUCUCUGCCUUGCAGUAAAAUGGCCACCAUGAAACCCGACCCAGCUAGGCAGGAGCAGCCCCGCGCUCCUGCUGUUCCUGGCAACCGCAAUCUCGACACGCUGCAGAGCAUGCUCAAUCUAGUGUUCCUCUCCAGUGGCCGCUUCGUCAAAGAACACCAUGCUGGCGGUGGCACUGGACGCAUGAAACUGAGCAUGCAGCGUACUGUGCCUGUUGCUACUGAGCGCUUCCACGACGCCCUCGACGAGCUGGAGAACGAGGUCCGCCAAGCGCAAACAGUGCUGCGAAGGGAUCUUGCAUUGAUGAAGCAGGAUCGCAAGAAGCGGGAGGCUGCAGCAAGACAGCAGGAAGUGGACAAGGCCCGACUUGCUGCAGAAUCGAGGCAGAAUGUCCCAGUACAGAAGCUAGACGUAGCAGUGAAGGCAGAGCCCACGACCCCAGCCCAUGUCGCGACACCAUCAAAGGACAGCCAGUCUGUGAAGCCAGCAGAGCCCGAGGAACCCGUUAAGCCUGAGGAGGAACACGUGCCACAACCUAUACCCACCACCACCACCUCCGCGCCCACAGACCUACCCUCAGACGCGUCCCUAGUCGCGCAACCUGCAGAGGCAGAAUUUGACUUUGACGCCAUCUUCGGUGACGAAAUGGACACAUCUGGCGACACCAACAACGACAACACCGACAACAACCAAGACGACAUGAAGAUGGACACGUCCGGCGAUCUAGACUUCACUCUCGACGAAGGACCCUCUCUCCUGCGCGGCCUCGAGGACUUCGCAAAGAGCAGUGACGACGAAAACAACAACAACAAUAACAAUGCCGGCCCAAACGCAGCCAUGGACAUUGACUUUCCCAUGCCCGAUCUCCCAGACCUGAACACCAACACGACUGCACCGCCCGACCCUCCCGCCGCGACUAAGCCUGCUGAGCAACCCGUCACGCAGCCACCAACAACUACCAAUGAUCUUCUGGUCGCGGACAAUCUGGACGACCUGUUCAAUAUGGACGAGUAUGAGAAUCCAGAGAACUCGUCGUUCGAUGACGCCUUUUUCAAUUUCGACAACUAAUGAGUUGGCGUUCUGCUGUCGUCGGAUUUGAGUACAUAUUGCAUGCCACUAUCUAUUAAUUUUGUUUUGGCGCAUGGGGCUUCUCCACGCGAUGAAGUGGAUUUUUGAUAUACCCCGAGAUUUACGCGUGGCGUUUUUUCCACUAUGCCGAUCUAUAUUUUUUAAUUAUCAAUGCUUCUUUCGAACAUCCUCCUACCUCCAUCUCUCUUGGCUAGUCGAACUACCAGAAAUUACAGUGCAGUGAAAUGUUGCAACAGCUUGACGGUGAAACUUAUACGCCAUGGAUGUUGUUAGUACACGCCUGUCAGUGUGUUGUCCGUGUAGUAUGAAGUUCAGUCUUCAGCAUAUUCAAGCUUGUCGUACAAGCAGAUAAACGUAAUACAG
Messenger RNA from Dothidotthia symphoricarpi CBS 119687, 1492 nucleotides. RefSeq lists its product as uncharacterized. The coding region runs from base 62 to 1108 and encodes 348 amino acids. NCBI's taxonomy places the organism in Eukaryota, Fungi, Ascomycota, Dothideomycetes, Pleosporales, Dothidotthiaceae. The record is from RefSeq and is a predicted model, not a curated record. The transcript has 2 exons.